CGCUCAAUGUUUCAAAAUGGCAGUGUCCCACGUACUACGAUCAUCUCCUUUCCGAUUCCUCUGCUGCAUAAACCCUAGGAAAACCCUUCAUUUUCAAUUCAAACCAAUGUCUUGGACCUGCUCCAAAUGCACAUUCAUAAACCCUUCUUCACAAACUUCAACCUGCCUCAUCUGCUCUUCUUCUUCUUCGAUACCCCAGUCUCCUUCAUCUUCGUCUGCCCCAUCUCCUUCAACCCCGAAAUGGUCUUGCAAAGCCUGCACCUUUUUGAACCCGUAUCGCAACCCCAUCUGCGAAGUCUGCGGGACAAGAGCCUCAGUGUCGUCUCUGUCCAGCUUCGAGGAUUUGAACUGUACGGAUCCUGAUGGUGAGUUGGACUCCUCAGUUGGGUCUGUGUUCUUGCCCUUGCAGCGUUGUAGUAAGAGGAAGAAUCGGGACCCAGUUGAGAUUGAUGCCGCUGCUGGUGGAUCGGGUGGGUUCGGUAGGGUUAAGUCGGCGAAUAAGGCGGUGGUCGCGUUGGAGGAUACUGAUUCAGAUUCGGUUUUGAGUUCAUUAAAGAUCUUGAGUUAUAAUGUUUGGUUUCGAGAAGACCUGGAGAUGGAUAAAAGGAUGCAAGCACUAGGUGACCUUAUUCAACUACAUUCCCCAGAUCUGAUUUGUUUUCAGGAAGUUACUCCAAAUAUCUAUGACGUAUUUCGGCAGUCCUGCUGGUGGAAGGUAUAUCGAUGCUCAGUUCCAAAUGAGAUGGCACACCUAAGACCCUACUUUUGCAUGCUGUUAAGCAAACUCCCAGUGAAAUCCUUCAGCUGUAAACGCUUCAGCAACUCUAUUAUGGGAAGAGAACUUUGCAUUGCUGAGCUUGAAGUUCAGGCAGGCAAGCCUUUGGUUCUCGCCACCAGCCAUCUCGAGAGUCCUUGCCCAGCCCCUCCCAAAUGGGAUCAGAUGUACAGCAAGGAACGGGUGGAUCAGGCAAAGGAGGCCCUUAACCUUCUGACGAAAAAUCCAAACGUGAUUUUUGGUGGUGACAUGAACUGGGAUGAGAAGUCAGAUGGCCAAUUUCCUCUACCUGAUGAGUGGGUUGAUGCCUGGGCAGAUCUAAGGCCCGGAGAAAAUGGAUGGACAUAUGAUACAAAGUCCAAUCAGAUGUUGUCUGGCAAUCGGACCCUGCAAAAGCGACUAGAUCGAUUCAUGUGCAGAUUGCAUGAUUUCAAGAUAAGUAAAAUUGACAUGAUAGGAAUGGAGCCAAUACCAGGUUUAUCAUAUUGCAAGGAGAAGAAAGUGAGGAAAGAGAUCCAACAGUUGGUGCUCCCUGUUUUGCCCAGUGAUCAUUAUGGCUUGCUUUUAACAAUAUCUAGCCAGUGACUUCUGUUUGAUAUAAUGUGGAAUUGCACUGAAGGUCGGUUGAGAAAUGAUUCUCAUUUUGGUGUGAUUGAACUCUUGCUGUACUUCAAAAAAUACUUUAUGUGCAUUUUUGUAUAGAUGACAGAUGAAAUGAUGCAAUGCUCUUAUAUCCCCUUUUGGAGCAUUCUUUCUGCCUUAAGUAUUUACUCUUUUGUCUUUUGAUGGGCGUGAUAUAGUUGGAGAUAUACUCUUUCGUAUUUA
This is a messenger RNA of Vitis riparia (riverbank grape), 1600 nucleotides long. RefSeq lists its product as uncharacterized. Gene Ontology annotation, biological process: double-strand break repair. Gene Ontology annotation, molecular function: 5'-tyrosyl-DNA phosphodiesterase activity; single-stranded DNA binding. Gene Ontology annotation, cellular component: cytoplasm; PML body. The transcript is spliced from 4 exons. NCBI's taxonomy places the organism in Eukaryota, Viridiplantae, Streptophyta, Magnoliopsida, Vitales, Vitaceae. The coding region runs from base 17 to 1360 and encodes 447 amino acids. The record is from RefSeq and is a predicted model, not a curated record.